Raphanus sativus (radish) is the source of this 1266-nucleotide messenger RNA. RefSeq lists its product as uncharacterized. NCBI's taxonomy places the organism in Eukaryota, Viridiplantae, Streptophyta, Magnoliopsida, Brassicales, Brassicaceae. The transcript has a single exon. The record is from RefSeq and is a predicted model, not a curated record. The coding region runs from base 144 to 1106 and encodes 320 amino acids.
AUUUGGUCAGCAAAAACGGUCGAAGUUCUCUCUUUCCUCUCGCCUUCCUUGAUCCUUUUUAGUUCCCUUCUUCUCAUUGCUCUUGAGACCAUCUCUGAACUCAUCGGAAAUCAAACAGUUCUCGUAAAGACAGAAACAGAAGAAUGGAAGUGAUGAGCUUAAACACUCCAUCUUCGCAAAGAAAAUUCUCUGGCUGCUUCUUAAGCGCACCAACAAGCCCACGAAGAAUCACAGAGUGGUACAGAGAGUACGAGGAGGAGGCAAAACGAAACUUCUUCGAACAUUCUUUAAUUCCUUUCGACUGGGAAGAGAUUCCAGGCACUCCGAGGAAGAUAGCUAAGAAUGAAGAAGAUACUGUGAAUGAUUUUGCCUUUGAGAUCGGUGAUAAAUCUGAGACGAGGUCGCUUUCCGCAGAAGAGCUCUUUGAUGGAGGCAAAAUCAAACCCUUGAAGCCUCCUCCGUAUUUGCAGUUUGAUAAUCAACAGUUUCAAUACGAGGUCUUAUCUCCAGUUUCUUCUCGAACUCCAAGAUCACCUAUUGCUCAUGGCAAGGACAUCCUCCGCAAAGCUUUUUCGCCAAGAAAGAAACCUGUAGAUGUAGAUCCGUUUGAGGUCGCCCUAGAUAACACUCGCAAAGAUGUCGGUGAGGAAAGAGGGAGAGGGAGGCAUCAGAAUUCGAGCCGUAGAACCGCUCGAUCGCUUUCUCCUUUUCGGGUUUCGGCUUAUCCAUGGGAAGAACAAGAACAGACAGAGGUACAAGGUCAUGAACAAAGAAAAGGCUCCUUCUCUUCUAUACAGUCUACAUCUUCAUCAACUUGCAUGUCAUGCAAGUCAUCAUCUUCCUCAAAGAAAUGGAGGCUAAAGGACUUGCUUCUUUUCCGUAGCGCAUCGGAGGGAAGAGCAAGCCACAACAACAAAGAUUUCGUGAAGUCGGUUUUGGGUUUGUUCAGGAAACAAGAAGACAGCAAGACCUCGAGUUCUACAGGAAGAGGAUCACCAUCCAUUUCCGCCCAUGAAUUCCAUUACAUAGCUAAAAAGGCAGAAGCAAAAGGUUUGAAGAAAAAGACUUUCUUGCCUUACAGGCAAAUAGGAAGAUUCUCCUUCUAAAUUAUAAUAUUAUUUGAUUGAUUCUUUGAAGGCCAAACCCAAAAUGAUUAUUUUGUUUGUCUAAUUACAUGUUCUAAAGAACACAAUUACUUCUUCUCUCUUGCCUGGUUGAUGUGUUUCGGAAGCUAGUAAAAUGAACAUUAAUCAUUUGAGUUUAUUA